AUGAGAAAGAUUUGGAGUAGAAAGGAUAAGGAGAAACGGAAAAGUAUUUCCACCCCGACGAAAUCAAGUAUCGGUGGUAAUAAUUCACCAUUGGUGCAACAAGGCUCACUAGCAGAUUUGAAUGGGAGCAAUACCACACUAUCACUGUCUGAGUAUAACCCAGAUUCCACUUACCACUAUGACAAUGAUAUAUCGUCAAUCUUGGAGGAAUCAUUGACUACUAAUACAUCAACCACAGAUAGAUAUCCCACUAGUGGAGGUAGCAAAACGACAUCAAUUGGAGAUGGCACCAGGUAUACCUUUCCAAAUGCGACAACUUCUAUAAACUCAAAUAGCAAUACCAAGCUAAGAGGGCAAGUGUCGAGUUCCGACAGUAGACAAGCUGUAAAGUUUCUGGACUUGAUAAGACAAAACCAUGAUGCUACAUUGGUGAAGCACAGCUGGGUCAAUGUGAUUGGCAGUAAUUACGAUGUUAAGGAAUCCAAUUUGAAACUUUACCGAGCCGAAUUGAAGGGAUCACAUUUAUACUUGUACAAACCACCAUCGUCAUUGAAUAUAAAGAGGUUCAAGGUGAAUGAGCCACUAAUAGAAGAGCCGGCUAACGAAAAAGUCAAACGGAUAGAUCUGAAUCAGCCAAAUGAUGCCACCAGUGAUGUUUCAACAUUGAUUGCUGACGCCAAACUGGUUGACACAAACCGACUUGGUACUACACUGUUGCAUAAUCAAUCAAUCAUACUGACACCUUCCGGGGCUACAAAUAACUCGUUCAAUCCAGCAAAUACAGUAGGUGCACCGCUACGAAGUAAUCCUUAUUCAGAACCAGGGAAAGACUCGAAACCGUUGGAUGAACCAUCCAUUAACACGACCAUACCUCCAAUUUCCUAUUACAAAACCUCGGUGCCUCAUCCCAACCUUUGCUACGACUUCCAAAAGCAUCACUUUCAAACGCCUCUAUUCACCGAGACUAAUAACAAUGUUGAAUCGGUUAUUCAUUUUUUUUGUUUUGUCAAUGAUUCUCGUGAUGAUACAGCUGUGCAUACAAUAAUCCACACAUUGCCAAUAUUGCCCGACUUUGGUUACUUGCUCAAAUACAUUACAUUUUACUUGGGAGAGAUUUUCCACGACAAAUUCGAGGGAGAAAUGGAGAAAAAUUUAAUAAUUGAAAGAGUUCUUGCACUUUUAUACAGUAUUGAACGGCACUUUGAAGGGUUUCUUUUAAAAUCCGACACGGCACCUUAUAUCUUGAAAAUAUUGGAAAACUUGUCACUGCAAAAUACACAUUUGGAUAAAAUUGGCAAAUUUAAACUGGAAAUGUUACGAAAACAACAGUUGCUUAUUCAAUUGGUGAGUAACGACAACUUACCGGGUAAUAUACAACCGUUCAAGGAUUUGGACUCACAAACAUUUAUGAGAGAUAUCAAGUUGACUGAUUUCGCUCAAGUUAUUAGCGAGAUUGACUUGAAAUACUUUUCCAAUUGGAACUCAAAUUUAGACAAGUCUUUAUUGUUGUAUUCUGCAAUCAAUGGCAAAGAUUCAACGAAGGAUUCUUUUUACAAAAAGAACCCGUUAAUAUUCAACAACAACUACCAUAUUCAUUACCUUUCACGAUUGUUGAUCAAUCAUAUAUUCAUUGAAAACGGCACUGCAUCUAGGACAUUUGCCGUUAUGGAAACUAAAGCGCGCAUUCUUGAGAAAUGGAUUGACUUGGGGUGUUUAUUAGACAAAUCGGGUAACAUGUCGUCUUGGUUGGGCAUUUCUUCAGUAAUUUUGUCGCAACCGGUGUUGCGAUUGACAAAAAUUUGGUCACUUGUGUCACCGGACUAUAUCAAGUUGUUGAAACACGAUUGGUCACCAGUAUUAUUUGAAUUGGAUAGAAGGUAUCUUGUCAACGACUCCAAAAUGAUUAGACCGCCAAAUAUUGAUAACGUCAAAUCACCUAAUUUGGCAAGUGAAGAUCGUGAGUUUCAUUCGAAAAACUCGUAUCAUAUAAUGGCACCAAGAGGAUUGGGCAAAAUUUAUCCCAAGGAGAAGGUUAUUCCUUACUUUGGCGACUUGGUCAUCAACAACAAUGGAUGCUGUACGGACAUUGAUGUUUAUGAGAUGGAGUCGAUAUGGAAAAGGAUCAAUUACUCAUUUGAUCGAUGGAACGACUACUUGUCAAACCUUUCCAAUUUCAAUGAAAUCAUCAAGUACAAUGAAGACGUAUUGCGGAGGUAUGAUACAAUGGGAUUCAUAUUCUCCAAUGAAAGCUUGAACCAAGUGUUAUACCUUGGUGCUAAUAACAAUAAUGCCAGUGACAAUGACAAGUUGAUGGUAUCGGAACGUAAAUUGACUGCAGCUGAAAAUGCCAAACGUGUUGAUUUGAAAAAUAAGUUGUUGAGAUUGAUUGAAUUGAAUUGUGACUCAAUGAAUUUGGAAAAUAUCAUGUCAUUGUCGCUUCAAUUGGAGCCAGAUUUACCAGAAGCAUAUUUACACAAUUCAGCAUCGAUUAGCUCCCCAAAUCCCCACAAUUUGUUACGUUUGAAAACUGGUAAUUUUUCUGGCGUGUCAAUAAAUUCAGUGGAGUCACUGGCAACUACAACGACCAGUGAGGGGGGCUUUUCCACCGAUUUUUCACCAACAGCAAGGAUACCCACAUUCAACAAUAUGUAUUUCCGGUUGAAUCUACUCAAGUAUGACGAGCUCGCAUCAGCGGAAGAUAAACAUUUACCACUUGAUCCUAGUGUCAACAAACACAAUUUUGUUAUUGACGAUGAGUUGACGUUUAGGGUUGAUGACUUUGUUGCUGAUAUGGCUGAUCAAACGAGUACCGGUGGGCUCAAUUCAGUGGUUGAGGAUUACGUUGCUGGAGUUGAUGAUGAUGAUGACAUUCCUGGAUUGGGCAUCGAUGUUGAUGAUAUUCUCAACUCCGACAAGUUCAAUAAUCUCACCAUGUCACCAAAAAUGAGUAGUCAUAGACAUAGACGAUCUACUAGUGGGGGUGGAUUAGACAACAGAAGCUCAAUGUUGACCGAGGGAACAAAUAUGAGAAAAUUGUACAAGUUUAUCCCCAAGUAUGCCACAGUGGACAAGCUCAUUGAUUUGUUAUUAUUGGAAGGAAAGUACUUCCAUGAGGAUAUACACUUGGAUUUAACUGAGUACCGAUUUGUAUUUUUGUUGAAUUACAAUUCAUUCAUGACGACAAAGGAGUUGUUGGAUAAACUUGCUCAUCGUUUUGUCAAUUCCGGGAAUGCGGUGUUAUCAGUAAUGAAGAAGAAUUAUUUGAUGAAAAAAAGCAGUUUGAAACGCGCCGAUGUCGAUCAUGAAUCAAAUCCAACACAUCCAAACUUGCCCGUUGAUUUCCCCAAUUGGGAUUUGGAUCCGGAGAUUGAUCUCAAUGAGUUGGGCGAGGUUGAUUAUGAGUUAUUGCUAAAGAUUCAGAUCAAUAUCUUGAAAGUGUUGAUUGUUUUGAUUAACAGUUUCUACUCCAACUUUUCAUUAAAUUUAGCCAACAAGAACAUUUUGAUUAAAUUGUUGAAGUUGUUUAGUAAUGAGAUUUUACAAUGGUACAAUUCAAACAAAAUUGAUGCUUCACUUGAAAAAUCAUUUGAGAGUUUGGUGACUUACUACAAAAAAUUGAAAAAGAUAUUUGUGAAAAAGACGUAUCGUCCCAUUGAGAUUACCAAAUUUAACAACUAUUUGAUUAAUGAAUUUCGUUUCAAUAAUUCUUUGCAUGAAGUACCAGUGAAUCGAAACCUCCCUAGUCAUAAAAACAUUCACAAAAUUGAGAAAUUCCUUAACAAGUUCAAUAAAUUAUUGACGGUUUUCUACAAGGGGAUUCGAGCCGAGGAUUGGAUCAAAGUGUUUAAAAUUUUGGAAAAUUCAUUUGAAUUAAAUGCAUUAUUUGAUUUCAAUUUACAAAAGACCAAUGUCCCCGAGGAUCAAAUGAUUAUAUCCAAUGUGUUUAAUUUUUUUGAAACAUUGGUUUCUCCAACUGAACGACAAUUGAUUUUGAAAAAAUUUCCCAUCGUUUUCCGCAAAUUGUUCAAGUUGUAUUUCCGAUUCAAAACAUAUUUGCUAGUCCAGUUGACUGAUGUUAAUAUCUCGAGUGAGGAGAGACUCGAUAGAAUGAAGACGUUAUUGAUUAUGGCAAAAGUAUCCAAAUUAAAAAUGAGUGAUAAUCAGUUUGUAUUUGAAGGAAUGGGUAACGUGCCAUCAUGCAUUGAAACUGCCAUUGUAAAUGUCAUUUAUUCACCCGAGAGUAGAGUUUAUGCCCAUUUAUGGAUUAAAGCGUCCACUGCAUUGGAUCAAAAACCUAGUGAGUUUAAUAACCUUGAUGAUUUGAUACCAUCCAAUAUCGAUAUUGAUGAUUUGCAGUCAACUGAACCGUUGUUGCCAUGUUUUGGAUGGGUUAUUGAAAAUUUGAUAAAUAUUGACAAAUGCCCUUCAUUCCACAAGGGCUUAAUCAAUUUUAACAAGAGAUACUUGAUUUUCAAAUUGAUUAAAGAGUUGGGUGUUGAGGACAUGGAAGGUGGUAAUGGUGAACUGACGGAUUUCUCUACCAAUGAAUCACGUGAAUUUGAUUUUUUGUUAAAAUUGGAUGAAUCAUUGGUUGUCAAGCGUGCUAAUGACUUGGUGGUUCAUGAUCGGGAUCGUGUGCCAUUUUUGAAGCAAGUUAUUGCCGAGCAACAUCGUAUUUUGAUGAUUGACAAUCAAAAGAAAAAUCAACGUGAUGCUAAAACUGGAUUGAAUCAGCAAAGUUUGGCCAGUGCUACGAGCAAUAUGCAUACAAUUACACGCAAGCCUUCAAACACCUCCUUGAGAAGACAAUCAUUGACGUAUAAAUCCAAUCCUGGUUCAAGGUUUAAAUUAAGUGGAAUUUUUUCCAAAACGAAAUCGUUUUCACUUCUGGGUGGGAAUAAUAAUAAUAAUGGCGGUGGCGGCGGCAGUGGCAAUGGUGGUUCAGGCUCUAGCUCUUCUUCAUCCAUGGAAAAAACAAUUUGUGCCAAUGAGUUGCCCAACCCCGAUAUACAUGCCGAAGGAAAGCAAAAACCCUCCAUUGUUAUUGCAUUAAAGAGCAAAAAAAUUUUCCCCGUCUAUUUACUCCCCUUUGGUUUCAAAAUCGAUUCUGAUUCAAAUGAUGGCGGUGAGUACUUUUUACAAACCACCAAUGAUGAUGAUUUAAACGAUUGGCUAAUCAAAUUAAACUAUGCCAAUCGUCAUUGGUUUUAUUCAAGAAUAUUAAAUCUUAAAACAAGCAAUAAUCAAAACUUGGUGUUUGGAAUCCCCUUGAGUUUUGUUACAUCCCGUGAACAAUCAAUGGUUCCACGAUUUUUGCAAUUGAUUUUCAAUGAAAUUGAAACUUUUGGAAUCAAGGAUAUUGGAGUUUAUCGAAUUAGUUCAUCAAUUUCUGAUUUGAACAGUUUGAAACUGAGUAUUGAUCGAUAUGGAACUAUUUCUCCUGGAGUGAAUGAUGUGCAUGUAUUGACUGGGGUGGUUAAAUCAUAUUUGAGAGAGUUGCCGGAUGCGUUAUUGACUGAUGAGGUUAUUAGACAAUUUUUCCAAAUUAAUAGGGACAAAAGGAGUGGCAGCGAGAAGCAAAAUGGGAAUGAUAAUGGAAAUGGACGAGAGGGAACCAUAGCCAAUGAAGGAGCCAAUGAGCAAAACAAUGUUGGUGGUAAUGCCGGUGCUACUAUUGAUGAUGAUGUUGCAGAAUUGAUUCAAUACAAAACAGCAUUGUAUCAGUAUCUCCCACCCACAAAUCUCUCGACAUUGAAAUCAUUGAUUUGUCAUUUGAACAAAGUGAACCAAUUUAAUGAGUUCAAUAGAAUGACAAGUUCGAAUAUUGCUACUGUCAUUGGACCUGCAUUGACUGAAGCUUCCAAUUUAGCGUUGUUGAUUAAUAAUUUUGGCUUUAUUAAUUUGGUGUUGGAGAAGUUGAUUGUUAAUUAUGAGUUUAUUUUUGAGAAUCGGCCUAGACAUCGUAUUGAGAGGAGAGGUAGCGGUGGUGAGGGUGAAAGUAAAGAAAAGAAGGUUAAUGAAGAUGAAGUGGGCGAUGAUGGUGAUGUGGAACGAGAUGAUGUGGAACGACACGAUGUGGUUGUUCCAGUGCCUCCUUCUGCUCCUAGUGCCGUUGAUAGUGACGAAGAGGCUGACAGAAAAAGAGAAGCAGUUGCCGAGGAAAAAGACCGAAUCAUUAAAGUUCGAAGAAGUGUUGAAAGACGAGACGAGAAGCAUGAUGAGUGA
Messenger RNA from Lodderomyces parapsilosis, 6225 nucleotides. It is a transcript of the gene BEM2, whose product is annotated as Bem2p. The transcript has a single exon. Gene Ontology annotation, molecular function: guanyl-nucleotide exchange factor activity; GTPase activator activity. NCBI's taxonomy places the organism in Eukaryota, Fungi, Ascomycota, Pichiomycetes, Serinales, Debaryomycetaceae. The coding region runs from base 1 to 6225 and encodes 2074 amino acids. Gene Ontology annotation, cellular component: membrane. The record is from RefSeq and is a predicted model, not a curated record. Gene Ontology annotation, biological process: small GTPase-mediated signal transduction; positive regulation of GTPase activity.